AUGUCUUCCCUCGAGGCCAAAAUUGUCGUCCUUGGCGCCCAAAACGUGGGCAAGACCUCGCUCGUCAUGCGCUACUGCAAAGGCGCCUUUAACCCUGCCCAAAUAACCUCGACCGUCGGUGCCAGCUUUCUCACCAAGCGCAUCGUCGACAUGGACAGCGACACCGUCGUCCGCCUCCAAAUAUGGGACACAGCUGGCCAAGAACGAUUUAGAUCCAUCUCCCGAUUAUACUACCGCGGCGCCAACGCCUGUAUCCUCUGCUACGACAUCACCGACGCACAGUCCUUUGCCGACAUGGGCGUGUGGCUGACGGAACUCCGACAAAACCUCCCCCACGACGUCGUGCUACACGUGGUGGGCACAAAGGCCGAUAUUGUCGCGCGCGACCCCUCGGCGCGCCAGGUGCCGUUUGAACGCUGCAUCGCCUACGUCGCCGAGAACCUGGCGCCCGGCCUGGGCAGCACGCCGCCCCCGACGGCCAUUUCCACGAACAUGAACGGAAACGUCAGCCUGUCCUCGGCCAGCGCCGUCGGCGAGCCGCGCAGCCCCAGCUCCAAGAGGAGUUCCGGCUUUUGGGGCCAGGAGGUCGGCUGGGAUGCCUGCCACGAAAUUAGUGCCGAGAGUGGCGAGGGCGUUGAGGAGGUCUUUCGCGUCGUCGCGCGCAAGCUUGUCGAGCAGAACCGCAAGAUGCAGCAUGCUCUUUUCCUGGCCACCGCCAUGCCCGGCACGCCUGGCUACAUUGACGGCAUGGAUGGAAGCUAUUUCGAUGGCCGCGACCACAAGGGCAGCUUCCGUGUCGGACACGACCGCAGGAGCUGGCUUUUUCCUCCGGCUUUUUCGCCCGCCAUCACAGUCGACCGUCCUGUGAGCGAAGACAGAGACGGGCGCGAUGAGGCACCGAAGCUCAGGUCAAGGUGCUGCUGA
Cordyceps militaris CM01 is the source of this 924-nucleotide messenger RNA. Its product is annotated as ras-like GTP-binding protein, putative. Gene Ontology annotation, molecular function: GTPase activity; GTP binding. Gene Ontology annotation, cellular component: endomembrane system. The record is from RefSeq and is a predicted model, not a curated record. The transcript has 2 exons. The coding region runs from base 1 to 924 and encodes 307 amino acids. Gene Ontology annotation, biological process: intracellular protein transport. Lineage: Eukaryota; Fungi; Ascomycota; Sordariomycetes; Hypocreales; Cordycipitaceae.